Molecule: messenger RNA, 321 nt
Organism: Botrytis porri
Lineage: Eukaryota; Fungi; Ascomycota; Leotiomycetes; Helotiales; Sclerotiniaceae
Exons: 2
Coding region: 1-321 (106 amino acids)
Source: RefSeq, a predicted model, not a curated record
AUGUACUUCCCAACUCAAAUCCUCCUCGCCACCUCCCUCCUCAGCACUCUCGUUCUUUCUAUCCCCCAGGGACCUCCUAUGAAUGGUGGCGGUGGCGGAGUUCAAGGAAAUUGCAACUUCUUCUGCUGCGAGCGCAAUCUCGUCACCGGCGGCACCCUCUGCAAAAACAACACAGCCAUUCCGCAUCCAUAUUCAGAUGAUUGCUCGACAAUGCCGAUUGGAAACAAGCCGAAUGGGGAUGGAAAGGCGACGCCAGUUUGCUGUGCGAAUCCGAAUUGUGCGGGGCAGCCGGGAUGGUGGACGCCGAUUACUAAUGUUUAG